This is a messenger RNA of Hermetia illucens (black soldier fly), 683 nucleotides long. RefSeq lists its product as uncharacterized. Bases 33 to 641 code for a protein of 202 amino acids. The record is from RefSeq and is a predicted model, not a curated record. The transcript is spliced from 2 exons. NCBI's taxonomy places the organism in Eukaryota, Metazoa, Arthropoda, Insecta, Diptera, Stratiomyidae.
GUUCAUAGUUUUGUUCGCGUGUGUUAACAGUCAUGAAGGUUCUAGUUUGCAUCGUCCUUGCUGUCGCCUGCGUCUCAGCUGGCACAGUAGGUCCACUCGCUGAAGACUUUGCUGAUUUUCAGAAAUUGGUUCCAACUGAUGAAAUCGUUUUGAUUGCCGGUGAACAUUUGCUGUUCGAUAGUAAAUUCCGUAAAGCAAAGGACUACUUGGAAGGCUCAGCAUUCAAAAAAUUCUGGUCCGAGGCUAUUAAAAGUCCUCAAUUUUACGCCAUCUUGGAAUAUUUGGGUGCUUCUGGAAUCGAUGCGGUUGCAGGCCUCGAUGCAAUGGCCAAGAAAUUAAAGUUGGCUGAUUACGAUGGUCCAGUGCCAACAGUUACGGAACGCUCCUUCAGCAGCUUCUUGAAUGAUGUUGCCAAUGCUUUCCCAAAAUCCAAAAUCCAGGCACUCAUUAAGUCAAAGAUUGCUUCUAGUCCCGCAUUCGCUUAUUUUUACGGAAGGAUUACUUCACCUGCUUUCAAUGUGCUGAUACAAAACUUCUUGAACGCUCCUGAACUGGCUGCUGGCUGGAAUGCUAUGAAGGCUGCAGGUGUCAACCCAGAACAAAUCAUCUCUCUUGUCAAGAGUGUGACUGGAUCUGCUUAAGCCAUUUAAAGAUUGUUGAAUAAAGUUAUGGACUGAAUAUGA